Molecule: messenger RNA, 4891 nt
Organism: Carassius gibelio (silver crucian carp)
Lineage: Eukaryota; Metazoa; Chordata; Actinopteri; Cypriniformes; Cyprinidae
Product: segment polarity protein dishevelled homolog DVL-1
Exons: 15
Coding region: 279-2483 (734 amino acids)
Biological process (GO): canonical Wnt signaling pathway; intracellular signal transduction
Cellular component (GO): cytosol
Molecular function (GO): frizzled binding
Source: RefSeq, a predicted model, not a curated record
UAGGGAUGUGAACCGUCCCUUCCUGUUUUACAGGCGAUCAGAGAGAAACAUUGACGCCGUAAUAGAGACGCGCAAGCUCCCAUUAUGUCUGGAACCGCUCGCUCCGUUGAAGACCAGGAUUUUUGUUUGCCUACGUGAAACCGGCAGCCAGCAAUGUCGCUUUAUAGCGCAUAAAUGGCACUUGACGAGUUAUAGUCUACAAAUAUAUUUUGUAUCGCGCUGCUGCAACCCUUGCUCCUUCUUCUGCCAAUGAUUGUCCUACCCAUAUAAGCCUACUCAUGGCGGAGACCAAAAUUAUAUACCAUAUCGACGAAGAAGAAACCCCUUAUUUAGUGAAACUGACGGUUUCUCCGGAAAAAGUCACGUUGGCGGAUUUUAAAAAUGUCCUCAACAACCGUCCGGUCAACAGUUAUAAAUUCUUUUUCAAAUCCAUGGAUCAGGAUUUCGGAGUUGUCAAAGAAGAAAUCUCUGAUGAUAAUGCCAAGCUGCCCUGCUUCAACGGCAGAGUGGUGUCCUGGUUGGUGUUGGCUGAAGGCACACACUCGGAUGGCGGAUCUCAGUGCACAGAGAGCCACAAAGAGCUGCCACCACCCUUGGAGCGGACUGGAGGGAUUGGCGAUUCCAGACCCCCCUCCUUCCAUGCCAAUGCUGUGAGUAGUCGGGAUGGAUUGGACACCGAGACGGGGACGGAGUCUCUCCAGAGCCAGCGGAGAGAGCGGGAGAGGGAGCGAGCUCACAGGAGGGCACGAGAAAUCCCUCGUAUGAACGGUCCCUUGAAAUCAGAGCGUGUGAAUCGUGACUCAGUUGUUGGCUAUGACAGUGCGUCAGUGAUGAGCAGUGAGCUGGAAUCAAGCUCUUUUGUCGACAGUGAGGAGGAUGAGGAUGCCAGCAGCCACAGACUUAGCAGUUCAACCGAGCAGAGCUCUUCAUCACACCUCAUGCGUAGACACAAACGCCGACGACGGAGGCAGAAAGUUCCCAAAAUGGACAGGUCCUCAUCCUUCAGCAGUAUUACAGACUCCACAAUGAGUCUCAACAUUAUCACUGUCACUCUCAACAUGGAGAAGUACAACUUCCUGGGCAUCAGUAUAGUGGGUCAGAGUAAUGACAGAGGAGAUGGAGGCAUCUAUAUUGGCUCCAUCAUGAAAGGUGGCGCGGUGGCGGCUGACGGCAGGAUUGAGCCUGGAGACAUGCUGUUACAGGUCAAUGACGUAAACUUUGAGAACAUGAGUAAUGAUGAUGCUGUCAGGAUUCUACGGGAGCUCGUCUCCAAACCUGGGCCAAUAAGCCUAACAGUGGCGAAAUGUUGGGACCCAUCUCCUAGAAGCUACUUCACCAUCCCUAGAGCCGAGCCGGUGAGACCCAUCGACCCUGCUGCCUGGAUCUCACACACUACAGCACUUUCUGGGCCAUUCCCCCAUUAUGAGUUUGAUGACCUCCCCCUUUCGGUGUCAAAAACAGACAUGGCAACUAUAGUAAAGGUCAUGCAGCUACCAGAUUCAGGCCUGGAGAUCAGAGACCGAAUGUGGUUGAAGAUCACUAUAGCCAACGCUGUCAUCGGGGCUGAUGUUGUGGACUGGUUGUUCUCACGGGUGGAGGGCUUCAAGGACCGUCGGGAUGCUAGAAAAUAUGCCAGCAGUUUGUUGAAGCACGGCUACCUGAGACACACAGUCAAUAAAAUCACCUUCUCGGAGCAGUGCUACUACACUUUUGGAGACCUGUGCCAAAAUAUGGCUUCUCUCAAUCUCAAUGAGGGUUCUAGUGGUGGAGGCUCUGACCAGGAUGGUCUUGCUCCUCUUCCUCCACCAGGAACCAACCCCUGGCCCCCCGGCGGUCAGCCCUACCCUUACCCGGGUUACCCCACUCCUCCACCAGGCUUCCCUCCUGGAUACUCGGAUCCUUGCCACAGUUUCCACAGUGGUAGUGCAGGCAGCCAACAGAGUGAAGGUAGCAGAAGCAGUGGCUCCAACCCCAGCACUGGGAAAGGACGGAGACCCUCCCCUCGGGAAAAGGACCAUAAGACACCGUGCUGUGGGGGCAGCGAAUCAGAAAUGGGAAUGUGGGUUGGAAGGAGGGGUGAGAGAGCACCCAGUCAGCUGAGUCAUCAAAGCCACAGCCGCUCUGCUGCCAGUCAGGCCCACUCCAGCCACAGCUACGUUCAUUCUGGGUACAGCCACGGCCAGUGUCACAGCAUCUCGCAGCAUAGCCACAACUUCACCUACAGCCAUGCCCCUUUCAUUCAGCCCAGUCAUCUGUCGUGUGCCCACAGUGAGAGAAGUCACGGCUCUUCGUACGGCCCACCGGGUCUGCCCCCUCCGUACUGCCUCGCUCACCUCGCCCGCAAAGCGACAUCAAGCAACAGCCCACCUGGGGCUCCUCCCAUCCGGGAGCUAGCAAACGUCCCCCCAGAACUCACAGCUAGUCGGCAGUCUUUUCAACACGCUAUGGGCAAUCCUUGUGAAUUUUUCAUUGAUAUUAUGUGACAAGAGAGUGCCUUCAACCCCUUUCAGAGCACAAGGCCUAUUUCCCGCAGUUUGCUUAAUGAAUUUUUGCUACUGACCAUCCCUGCAGAGAAUGUACAAACUGACAGCCCCAUUUAAGGCGUUUAAAGGGACAGUUCACCCAAUACUGAAAGUUCUGUCAUUUACUCUCAUUUGUGCACAUGUAGAAUUUCUUUCUUCCGUGGAACAAAAAACUGUCACUGUUGUAAUUGUUAACUAAAACUAUUAACAAUUGUUUUCAGUAAUUGAAAUAAAGCUGAAAUAAAAUAUAAAUGAAAAUGUGAGUUUGCCUAGGCAACUAACAUAAAUAAAUACAUUUAAGUUGAAGUCCUAAAAUUAUUUAAAUGAAAUGAAAAUGGCAAUAUAGAAAUAUAAAAAUUAAUAACUGACAAAUGCACAUACUUAUUAUUGUAAUAAAUAAAUAUAAUGUAAUUAUAUACAUCAUAAAUAUAAAAACGUUCAAAUUAAAAUGAAAACAACAUAUAAAAAUAAAAGCUAGUAAAUUGUUUUUAUAAAUAGUAUAACAGCAUAUACAUAAUAUUAAAAUAACACUUGCUAUUUUUAAUAUAUAUAUUUUUUUAAAUCCUGAACAUAUUUUAUUCAGAAUAUCCUGACAACUCUUUUCUAUGUAAUUGGAGUGACUAGGGACUGGGACUGUCAAGGUACAAAUUGACGAAAAAGCAAAAAACAUAAAAGUAGUAAUAAUCAAACGGAGAUUAUCAUUUAUUAACAGCUUAGCUUUCUGUUAAGAAAAUGUAUAAUAUAUCUUCAGAAGACUUAUAUAUUGAUAUAUUGAUCAAUAUGUCGCAUGGACUACUUUAGUUUUACUUAAAACUUUACUUAAAAAAUUGACAGAUUUUUCAUUUUUAGGAGUUUCUUUCUUCUGUUGAACACAAAGAAAGAUAUUUUCAACAGUUGAUGGGCACCAUUGACUUCCACAGUCGAAAAAAUACUGUGGAAGUUAAUUGUGCCCAUCAACUGUUCUGUUACCAACAUCUAAAUAUAUUUUGUGUUCAACAGAAGAAAGAAACUUUGAGUAAAUGGCAGAAUUUUCAUUCUGGAAGUGAACUACUCCUUUAACGUUGAUUCUAUGUUGUUUCAAUGAUAGAAGGAUACUAAAAAUAAAAGCACAACUGCAGAGUUAAUUUAGACUCUGACACAAACACUACAGUACUGCAGUAGCAGCGCAAGAUAACACAAAACAACACAACUAAUAAGCUUUUAACAAGAAUGUCAGUGCAUUAGACUGUCUGCUUCUUCUACGCAGCUGCUAUAAUCUUUGCACAGCUUACAAGCCAGAAAACUGGCAUGACAGCUCUCGAAACAGUCUGUACUUUUAAAUGUAUCCAUGCUGUGGAUGAUUUAUUUUUUCUUACAGAGUUGCAUUUGACUUUAAAUUCACAGAUUUAUAACCCUGUUGACAAUCAGACAUUAUAACAUCAUAAUGUCCCUAAACAUUGUUGAAUGUAUUGUCUUGUGAGACUACAACUCAAAAUUCCCUCAUUAGCUUGGUAGUGUGUUAAGCUAUUAUUCAAGUAAUGCUUGGAUGUGUUCAUUUUAGAUUCAUGGUUGCCAAAUGUUGCAAAAAUAUCUGUCAUGAACUCUAAAUGUAAAUGAUACAUUUUUAACAACAACAAAAAGGUGCUUUUCAUAGAUUCUGUUAAUUGACUGUUCAGAUGUCACCAGUUGUCUUUGUAUUACCACUGUAUUAUGAACAUCACUGUACAGUUAAUACAGUAGAGUGGUUGUAGGCCCUGUAAGUUAUAACAUAGAUAUUGAAACGGGCAGAUAGGCUAACCAAAGUCCCUUGACAAUUACAUGUCAUGAUUUUAGAUUUUGUAGAAAGGAAAGGAUACGAUAUGUAAUAUGGUAAAAUUUACUGGUAAAGUAGUGAGGUGUUGUCUUUGUUCAUAAUGUCCUGUUCCAUGAACUGACCUUUUUGCCUGAGCCAAAACAGGAAAAGAGUAAGAGUCUGGCAAGCACUUUUUAAAUAUAACUUCUGUGCCCUUUAGAAUGAAACGCUGAUUGCAGUGGAAGCGGUUUGCUUUUUUGUUUCUUCACAAAGAAGAAUAAAAAAUUGUAAAUAUGAUAACAUAAAUAUAUAAAUAUAUAUAUAUGAAACUGAGAAAAAUAAAUUUUUAAGUAUUAAGAAGUGGACAGCUAUUGUUUUGUAGUUUUUUUUUCUUUCUUUUUAUUCAUGAACACCGCUUGUUACAAAAAUGACUGUUUUGGUUUACUGUUUGGAGGUCUCCAGUAUUUCCUAUUUGGAACAGAACAUUGGAGUGUCUGUAAAAGCUUAGGGAAGUGAUGUCAUCUUUGUUUUGUUUGCAUGAUUUGUGCUGCCAAAACACCGGAUCAUUUUCAAUGAACAGAUGUUUCCUGCCUACUCA